UUCAGUUGCCUUCUUUUACACACAAGUCAAGCACACGAUAACUGAGCCGAGGAUUAUUGGAAAAAUUGUGAUAGUAACUCUUGUUUUUAUUUUUUCCUAUUUGUUUUUGCAAUGAUUUGCGCCUCGCGUCUGGUCGUAAUCAACUUGCCCAGUGUCUGGCCACCAUCGAGAACUAGUCGUUCGGAAAAGAGGGAUGCCAAAGAUGGCGGUCAGAAAACUGAACCAAAGGACUUCCAGCGACCUUUGCAGUUCCACACCAAAAGGGGCUAUAUCAAGUGGUUCAGCAGGCUGAGUCGCUGCCAGAGAGCUCGUAGCUUGUCGGGAAGAAUGCAACCCAGACUGUAGAAUCUCUAGUCAAUCCUGGAAUUAUAUCUGUUGCUUUUACUUUGAA
This is a messenger RNA of Drosophila biarmipes, 391 nucleotides long. RefSeq lists its product as uncharacterized. The record is from RefSeq and is a predicted model, not a curated record. The coding region runs from base 112 to 345 and encodes 77 amino acids. The transcript is spliced from 2 exons. NCBI's taxonomy places the organism in Eukaryota, Metazoa, Arthropoda, Insecta, Diptera, Drosophilidae.